UUCAGUGAUAAGUCGUCGCCAUCUUCAUCUCGCCAAGGCCCGAGGCUGUCCGCCCUCGUUGCCCCUUGCCCCUCACCACCGAGAUGGCGCCCUCUCACGAAGCCGCCGUCAGCCACAUCUCGGCUGCCGUGAGGGCCUUGUUCUUCCGGCGCGAGUCGUUCCGCGUCUUCCACGGCUCCACCAACAGCACCCGGCCAGGCCACUCCGGCCGGGUGGUCGACAUCAGCGCCCUCUCCAACGUCCUCGAGGUCGAUGAGGCGUCGCAAACGGCCAUCGUGGAGCCGAACGUGCCCAUGGACAAGCUCGUUCGGGCGACCCUCGCCCGCGGCAUGAUCCCGCCCGUUGUCAUGGAGUUCCCGGGAAUCACCGUGGGCGGCGGCUUUGCCGGCAGCGCAGGCGAGAGCAGCUCGUUCAAGUACGGCUACUUCGACCAGACGGUCAAGUCCGUCGAGAUGGUGCUGGCGACCGGGGACGUCGUCAAGGCCUCGCCGUCGGAGAACCCGGACCUGUUCCGCGGCGCAGCAGGGACGGCCGGCACCCUAGGCAUCACCACAAAGCUGGAGCUCGGCCUCAUCCCCGCGAGGCGCUUUGUCGAGCUCGCAUACCGCCGCUGCGCAACCGUGCCGGAAACGAUUGCAGCCGUGCGGCAGGAAACCGAAAACCCAGAGAACGACUACGUCGACGGCAUCAUCUUCUCUAACACUCACGGCCUCGUCAUGACGGGCAAGCUCACGGAUGAUAUCCCUCAGACCAAAAAGCCGCAAACAUUCAGCGGCGCGUGGGAUCCGUGGUUCUACCUCCACGCUGAGGCAAAAUCGCUGCAAACUGCUCCUUCCACAGACCACAUUCCAAUCGCCGAGUACCUCUUCCGCUACGACCGCGGCGGUUUCUGGGUUGGAGCCGAAGCGUUCAAGUACUUUUCCUUUGUCCCCUUCAAUCGCUACACCAGGUGGUUCCUCAACGACUUCAUGCACACGCGCAUGCUAUACCGGGCCCUCCAAGGGAGCAACAUGUCCUUCGGGACCAUGGUCCAGGACCUCUCGCUGCCGUACGACACGGCCGCCGACUUCAUCGAGUACACGUCCCGGGACCUGGGCAUCUGGCCGCUGUGGCUCUGCCCCCUCCGCGCCACCACAGCGCCCACGUUCCACCCCUUCACCACGGACGAAAGGGGCGACGGGUCGCCGCAGCCGAUGCUCAACAUCGGGCUCUGGGGCGCCGCGUCCAGGGACAUGGACACCUUCGUCCGCCAGAACCGCGAGCUGGAGGCCCGGCUCACCGAGCUGGGCGGCCGCAAGGUGCUCUACUCGCACACGUACUACACCGAGGGCGAGUUCUGGCGCCUGUACGACCGCGCCUGGUACGAGGGCCUGCGCCGGCGGUACGAGGCCACCUCGCUGCCGAGCCUCUACGACAAGGUCCACGUCGACGUCGACAAGGCACGCAAGGCGCGGGGCACGUCGUGGGUCCGCCGGCUGGCUGCCCUGUGGCCGCUUCCCGGGCUCGCGGGGAUCUGGUCGGCUAUUCGGAGCGGGGAUUACCGGAUCCAUCGGAGGUAUUGGAAGGCCAUGGAGGCGGGCGAGAGGUGAGACCGGUCAUGGCGGCUGGCUUGACUCGAUAUCGAAUGUUCUAAGCUGGUGGAAGGCAAUGACCACGUCAGUCACAGCCGCAACCGUCACUGCCAGGGGCAAUGCGUCAAUAGAUGGCUCGUAUUGGGACUACCAAAGGCUAGGCUUCAUUCAAAUGUUGCAGUGGUCAGGCCCGUUGCAUUUGAGGAGCGAUGCCGACGCCGACGCUAACGCCGACAACCC
Molecule: messenger RNA, 1811 nt
Organism: Phialemonium atrogriseum
Lineage: Eukaryota; Fungi; Ascomycota; Sordariomycetes; Cephalothecales; Cephalothecaceae
Product: FAD-binding domain-containing protein
Exons: 1
Coding region: 84-1589 (501 amino acids)
Biological process (GO): steroid metabolic process
Cellular component (GO): cytoplasm; membrane
Molecular function (GO): FAD binding; Delta24(24-1) sterol reductase activity
Source: RefSeq, a predicted model, not a curated record